GACAACCUUGCCUUUGAAUACUGCCGCAUGAUGCUCUUUGAAGAAGCAUUGCUCCUCUACGAUGAAGUCGACACAACUAUGAACGAGUUGGAGGUGAUUGCCGAUGGGUUUGGGGCGUGUCCCUGGUUGCCUACCAACAUACUAGAGAUGGCCGACAAGCCCUCGGCGUCAUUCGACUCGCCAGAAUGCAGAGCCGCUAUAGCCAACGGGACUAUGUCUG
Molecule: messenger RNA, 220 nt
Organism: Sphaeroforma arctica JP610
Lineage: Eukaryota; Ichthyosporea; Ichthyophonida
Exons: 1
Source: RefSeq, a predicted model, not a curated record